Brassica napus (rape) is the source of this 396-nucleotide messenger RNA. RefSeq lists its product as uncharacterized. The transcript is spliced from 2 exons. The coding region runs from base 35 to 199 and encodes 54 amino acids. The record is from RefSeq and is a predicted model, not a curated record. NCBI's taxonomy places the organism in Eukaryota, Viridiplantae, Streptophyta, Magnoliopsida, Brassicales, Brassicaceae.
CCGAAGGUUAACGAAGAAACUAGAAAGGGUUUUAAUGGCGAGCUUCGAUGUGAAGACGAUAGUCAAGGACAAGAGAUUCUGGGCAGCUUCCUUCCUCAUCGCCUGGGCUGCUGGUCUCCAGGGGCACAUAAUGUGGCUGCAGAGGCAAGAUUCAUUUAAGCAAAAAUUCGGAACGAUCGAUGAAGAAAACCAGAAAUGAUUCAGCCAUUUAGUUGUUUUUUUUGUUAUUGCGAGGAUGAUUUGAGGUUUUUUUUUUUUUAAUAUUUCAUCAAAUGUCAUCUUAUGAAGAAUGUCGAUGAAGAAUUACUGGCAAUUAGUUUGUGCUUUGGGCAAGACUCCAAAUCGAAUGUUGUCUCUAUGUAAUUUUAAGACCAAGUUUCAAGAACUCGCUUGUUU